Molecule: messenger RNA, 4423 nt
Organism: Cyprinodon variegatus (sheepshead minnow)
Lineage: Eukaryota; Metazoa; Chordata; Actinopteri; Cyprinodontiformes; Cyprinodontidae
Gene: nedd4a
Product: neural precursor cell expressed, developmentally down-regulated 4, E3 ubiquitin protein ligase
Exons: 25
Coding region: 319-3993 (1224 amino acids)
Biological process (GO): ubiquitin-dependent protein catabolic process; receptor internalization; receptor catabolic process
Molecular function (GO): sodium channel inhibitor activity; ubiquitin protein ligase activity; protein binding
Source: RefSeq, a predicted model, not a curated record
AUAGCUUCAUUUUCUGUGUCUGGUUUAAACUCCAUAAAGAGGCAUACUUAGAGGAUCGCUUCGGUUUCAAAGGUCACAUGUUUGGGUCAUCUCUCCAGACCGAACCAAUGGCCUGCUCGGACUAAAAGCUGAGAUCAGCCUGCAGAGGAAUGUAGCUUGUCACUGGAGCUGGGCAAUGCACUGCUGCUAAUGAUUGUGUUCACAGAGCAGAGUGUGGAACAGUUGGCUUUUUUUUCCUUUUAUUAAUUAAUUUUUCCCUACCAGCAAGUUGGAUCAUGCACAUCUCACAGGUGCUCCAGGGAUUAGAGAGUUGAACAAAUGGCACGUCAGCUCCGCUUGCAUUUCGCAUCAAGAAGAAGCAACACGGACCCCCUGUCUGAAAGCGUAUGCUGCCAUGGUGAAGAGAGCGGAGUCGGUGUGUCAGCGGACGGCCCCGCAGAGAAUCUGGCGCACAGCUCUGUCCACUUGAAGGUGACUCCUCAGUCACCAGAGUUGGCCUGCAGUCAGAGCUCUUCACUGUUCAUAUCUAGGGUUAACCCUGGAGGCUGUAACCAAAAGAGUGUGUUGCAGAUUUCGCUGCAGCCAUGUGGAAAACCAAGCGGAGAUUUUGAAGCAAGCAUAGACGAUGCAGGUGACUGUGGAGCAGGUGCCUGCUCUGACGGAGGCUCGUGCAACAGCAGCAUGGCCAGCGACGCCGGGUACUGCAGCAGCAGCAGCAUCUUUGAGCCAGAGUUCCCAGAAAAGCACAGGAGCAACCAUGAGAGGACCCAAGCCUCCCGCAGGUCCAAGGUCCCUCUGCGGCGGUGCUCUUCCUUGGUUAUUAUUCCAAAGAGUCCUUGCAGCACUCCGCCUGCUUCUCCUUUAGGACCUUCGGCUCAGUUUACUCUGCCCCCAUUAAGGGGAUCUCAUCAGCCCGUUCUCCGGGGAUCUGCCAGUGAAUUCUUCCAAGCAGAUGAUGCAGUUAUAAGUAAAGAGCCGUGUGUCGCUGCUUUAAGUGGCCACAAUCAGAGUAAGGGAAGCUAUUCUUCUGAGUUAAGGGACUCAAAACAUACAGUGCACUUUAACAUCCCUUUAAAAGAUGAACCAACGUGCAAAUUGGAUGAAAGGACCACAGGCAUGGAGCUGUCGUCUAAUCUCCACUCUAGCAGUGUGAUGUUGCGUUUUGCCAACCAGAAACCAAUACUAUCGGCAAAGAGAGCUGCAGCCAAUGCACAACACCCUGAUGCAUAUCACCAAGGUGAACUCUCCGAAAGACGAGACGAAACUCACAAAAAACUGUAUCGGAGUACCUCUGCUUGUUUAUGUUCCUCAAAUAAACAACCGGAGAAAAACAGAAAGGUGUGUUCAUCAGGGAAGGGUCAAGGCAAACACUCCCAUCAAGCCAUACAGAGGAGCUUUUCGCUUGAGGUGCCUUAUGCUAACACAGGGAUUUCAUGUCACGUUUCCAACCCAAAGCUGAGCAGCCCUAGUUCUCCCCAUGUACACAUUCAUUUGUCUCCUUGCUUCCCUGCAAAAGUGCCAGCUACUCCUCAUGACUUUAAAACAAGUCGAAAAGGAGAGACACGCGAUGACUUUCUCGGACAGGUGGAUGUGCCCCUAAAUCAGAUACCGACAGAAAAUCCUAACUCACAAAGGCCAUACACAUUCAAGGAUUUUCUGCUCCACCCACGAAGUCAUAAGUCCAGAGUCAAAGGUCAUCUGCGCCUUAAAAUGACCUACUUGCCAAAGAACUCCGGCUCAGAAGAGGAAUCAGCAGAUCCGACAGAGGAGACAGAACAUGGCUGGGAGUUUCUGGGUCAGGACACUUCAGGUCCCAGACAGAGCCAGCUGCUUCCUCCUCUGCCUCCUGGCUGGGAGGAACGGCAGGACAAUCUCGGAAGAAUCUUCUACGUCAACCAUGUGACCAGAACUAUGCAGUGCCACAGACCCACAAUACAGGAAAGCAAUGGUGAAAGUCACAGACCACAGAACUAUAACGUUGAUGCGGAGCAUGCCUUGAAUACACGCAGACAGAUCUCCGACCAUGAUGAGACCACCAUCCCACACGAGCCUCCAGAGAGCUGGGAGAUCAUUGCAGUGGAUGAAUCCACAUUGUAUCCCAGAAACAAUCAUGUCCCUCCAUCCCAUGAGCCUCCAGCGUUCUCGUCUCUCAGUAACGAGAGCAGCAACCAUCGCGCCUCACGAUCCUCAGCUAGAGAGCUCCGCAGUGCCCAGAAUAAUCACACUAGUAAUUCAAACCAUUCCAGCCUCAGAGAAAGUGCUUCAGUAAGAGAGGAGCUUCCUGUAAGUCCCGUGUCGCCUCCAACAUCAGCUCAGUUGCCUCCAGGCUGGGAGGAGAAGCGUGACAAAAAAGGAAGACGGUACUAUGUCAACCACAACACCCGAAGCACCACAUGGGUGCGACCUGUUUUUCAGAUUUCUCCAGAGGAAACAGCCGCAGCACCCACUGGAUCAGCUCAGCCCCAGAACCUCGGCUCACUCUCCCAGCCACAGCUCAGACCUGGAGAGUCGUCUCAGUCCAGGCCGACUGCAGAGGCCACCACACCGGAGACUGGAUCCUUACCCCCGGGUUGGGAGGUGCGCAGCGCCCCUAAUGGAAGACCGUUUUUUAUUGAUCAUAACACAAAGACGACCACCUGGGUAGAUCCAAGGCUUAAGGUUCCUGUGCAGAUGAGAAGGACCGGCUCCCUUGACCCCAAUGAUCUGGGCCCUCUACCACCUGGUUGGGAGGAAAGAGUUCAUAGUGAUGGGAGGAUAUUCUACAUAGAUCACAACACUAAGACCACACAGUGGGACGAUCCCCGAUUACAGAACUCUGCUAUAACUGGUCCAGCUGUGCCUUACUCUAGAGACUACAAACAGAAGUAUGACUAUUUCAAGAAGAAGCUGAUCAAACCGUCCGACAUCCCAAACCGCUUCGAGCUGAAGCUGAAACGUAGCUCUGUGCUAGAGGACUCCUACAGACGCAUCCUUGGAGUGAAGAGGCCAGAACUGCUGAAAGCUCGACUCUGGGUGGAGUUUGAGGGAGAAAAAGGUCUGGACUAUGGAGGUGUGGCCAGAGAGUGGUUCUUCCUCAUGUCCAAAGAGAUGUUCAACCCGUACUAUGGACUGUUUGAGUAUUCUGCCACAGACAACUACACUCUGCAGAUUAACCCCAACUCCGGUUUGUGUAAUGAAGACCACCUGUCUUACUUCAAGUUUAUUGGUCGGGUGGCUGGCAUGGCGGUGUUUCACGGCAAACUACUUGAUGCAUUCUUCAUUCGGCCUUUCUACAAAAUGAUGCUGCAGAAGCCCAUCACACUGCAGGACAUGGAGUCUGUUGACAGUGAGUACUUUAACUCCCUAAAGUGGAUUUUGGAGAACGACCCAGAAGACCUGGACUUGAGGUUCACCAUUGAUGAGGAGCUGUUUGGAGAGACUCACCAGCAUGACCUAAAACCAGAUGGCUCAGAGAUUGUUGUCACCAAUGAAAACAAGGACGAAUAUAUCGACCUGGUGAUGCAGUGGAGAUUUGUGAACAGAAUCCGGAAACAGAUGACAGCUUUCAAAGAUGGAUUCUUUGAGCUCAUACCAAAGGAUCUGAUCAAGAUCUUCGAUGAGAAUGAGCUUGAGCUGCUCAUGUGUGGGCUUGGAGAUGUGGAUGUGAAUGAUUGGAGGCAGAACACCAAGUACAAAGGUGGUUACUGUGGUGACCACGUAGUUAUCCAGUGGUUUUGGAAAACUGUAUUACUGAUGGAUGCAGAAAAGAGAAUCCGGCUCCUACAAUUUGUGACAGGAACAUCCAGAGUCCCAAUGAAUGGCUUUGCUGAGCUCUAUGGGUCUAAUGGACCACAGCUGUUUACCAUUGAGCAAUGGGGCACGAGUGAUAAACUUCCCAGGGCCCACACAUGCUUCAACCGCCUGGAUCUUCCACCUUACGAGUCCUUCGAGGAGUUAAGGGAGAAGCUCAACAUCGCUAUUGAGAACGCGCAAGGCUUCGAUGGGGUAGAUUGAAGAGCGUGUCUGGACAAGGGGAGCUGACAUUGCUGCAGUCAGAAUGGAGCCGAUGAGGAUCUGAGCCUGCCAGCUGUGUGAGAGAUGAGGAGAAAACCACAUGGCCAUCCCUUGGUCCACUGCUGGAGCACACAGGAAGAAAAAAAGUGACGGAUAUUUCUAUAUCCACAUCCUUUAAAGUUUACAAAUCAUAUCUUUUUUUUAUAUGGAGUCGCUCAGAGGUGUAUGUAUUUACUUGUAUUUGUUCUGCUUUAAUGCUCCGUUGUGUUAGAGGUUGAUUAUUGUUAGCUUAUAUGAAUAAAUACUGUGAAUGUGAUCUUGGAGACGAGCUAUAAAUUCAUGCCUUGCUCAAUGAAGAUGUCUCAGGCUUUGGUUUGGAAUAUUACAUCAGCAUCCUGCUUUAGGAAAGGGAUCUGACUAUAAAAUACAU